Messenger RNA from Acanthosepion pharaonis, 651 nucleotides. Lineage: Eukaryota; Metazoa; Mollusca; Cephalopoda; Sepiida; Sepiidae. The record is from the annotation of a GenBank genome assembly.
AUGAAAGAUCCUUUGUUUCUGUUUUCUUUUUUUUUCUUCCGUUCCUUCAUUUUUUUGGUCGUCUUCUUUAUUUUUGGCGUCUUUUUUUGUAGAUAUUCUCUUUCUUCGUCUCUUCAUAAUCUUUUCUUCUUUUUCUUCUUUCAUUUUUCCCUUCUUCCCCGUUUUUCUCCGAAGUCUUUUUGCCUUCUCUGUUUUUACUUCUCCAGCCUCUACCUUAAUACGUUAGUUCAUUUCUUCCAUUUUCUAUUUAUUCUUCUUCUAUUUGUUUUCUUUUCUAAAUAUAUUUUCUUUUAUUUCUUCUACUUUUUUGUUUCUUCAUCAUAUUUUUCUUUUUUCUUCUUCUGUGUCUUCCUCAUCUUCUACUUCUCCCUUUUUUUUCUGAUUCUCCUAUUAUUUCUGUUUUAUCUUGUUUCAUUUUCUUGUUGCUGUUACUGUGCUUCUCCUCCUCCGCCUCCCCUUCCUUCUUUUUCUUCUCAGUAUUAUUAUUAUUAUUAUUAUUAUUAUCUUCUAUUUCUUCAUCUUUUUUUUAUUUUCAUUCUUCAUUUUCCCUUUGUUUUUUUCUGCUGCUUCCUUUCUUUGUCUGUUUCUUCCUCUACUUUCUGUUUAUUUUCCUCUUUUCCUUCUUUUUCUAUUGAUAAAAUACUAAACUGA